This is a messenger RNA of Podospora anserina S mat+, 1392 nucleotides long. RefSeq lists its product as uncharacterized. Gene Ontology annotation, biological process: glucan catabolic process. The annotation marks the transcript as partial. Gene Ontology annotation, molecular function: beta-glucosidase activity. Lineage: Eukaryota; Fungi; Ascomycota; Sordariomycetes; Sordariales; Podosporaceae. Gene Ontology annotation, cellular component: cell surface; extracellular region. The transcript has 4 exons. The record is from RefSeq and is a predicted model, not a curated record.
UGUGCCACUGGCGGUCACACCAACAUGGAGAACUUCAUCACUGGCUACCCUGGUCAUGAGAAUGAGAUGAGGAAGGCAAUGCUCGAGGUUCUCGGUCAGGAGAAAUAUGACUUCUUCUUCGACAAGGUCUGCUCUGUUGCCCCUUCUUCCACUACUGAUCAUGGUCUAACACCCGUGAAGUUCCUCGAAUACUUCUUCACUCCCUCCGAUGCCCGCUUUCUUGCCUCCCUUGGUCUAAACUGCAUCCGCAUCCCCAUCAACUACCACCACUUCCUUGACGACCACAACCCGGGCAUCAUCAAGCAGGAAGGCUUCAAGCUCAUUGAUCGCAUUGUCGACGCCUGUGCAGCGGAGGGCUUAUAUACCAUCAUCGACAUGCACACCUUCCCUGGAGGCCAAAAUCAAGGCUGGCACUCUGAUGCGGGUAUUCACAAAGCUUUGUUUUGGGACUUCAAAGUCUUCCAGGACAGCAUGACGGAUCUCUGGGUCGAGAUUGCGAAGCAUUACAAAAAUAACACCUGGGUCGCUGGCUACAACCCCAUGAACGAACCCGCCGACCCUGACCACACUGCACUUCAAGCCUGGUACAAGCGAGCCGAAAAGGCUAUUCGCGAGGUUGACCCAGAUCACAUCCUGUUUCUGGACGGCAACACCUACGCCAUGGAUUUCACCGGGUUCAAGGAAGUCCUCCCCAACUGCGUGUACGCCAUACACGACUACGCCAGCUUUGGCUUCCCAGCAGGCGAGCCCUAUGUUGGAAGCCCCGAGCAGAAGGAGUCCCUGCAGAAGACAUACGGGAGGAAGGUGCAGUUCAUGAAAGAGAAAGGUGUCCCGAUUUGGAACGGCGAGUUUGGUCCCGUCUAUGCGAGCCCGGGAGACGAGAACUAUGAGAAAGUCAAUCAGCAACGUUACGACCUGCUAGGCCAGCAGCUGAAAAUCUACAAGAAAGAUGAGAUCAGCUGGAGCAUUUGGCUGUACAAAGACAUUGGAUUUCAAGGCAUGGUCCACGCUUCGCCAGACUCGGCUUACAUCAAGCUGCUGAAGCCUUUUCUGGAGAAGAAGAAGCGUUUGGGUGUUGAUAAAUGGGGCCGCGACGACUCUGCCGUAAAGCACAUCUACGAGCCCGUCAUCGCUCACUUCAAGGAGGCAAUUCUUCCCGAGCAUAUCAACAAGAGAUACCCACAAGUCUGGAAGAUAGAAGGGCAUAUUCACCGAGUGUUGAGGGAGACUCUCAUGAGUGAGAUUUUGUGCUGGGAGUAUGCGAGUUACUUUGAGGGCAAGACGUUGGAGGAGCUAGAUGAGCUGGCGGGGAGUUUCAAGUUGGAGAACUGUGUGAAAAGGGAGGGGUUGAAUGAGAUUUUGAGGAGGGAUGCAGAGGGGCGAACAGCGUAG